UGGAGUCUCUCGUCAAUGGCCAGUCCAUAUUUAUUACGUCACUGAUUAUGAAUGACAAGUUUCAAGGAAAAAUAACAUAUACUCUAUAAGUAACUAUUUUUCAUAAUAUUAACUUAUUGGUUUCAAAGAAAACUUCAUUUACGAGGGCUAUCUAGUACGGAUGUUAUUAUUCAUAUAGGUAGUUUUGAAAUAACAUGAUAUUUGAGGUGAAAAAUGCACAUAGGUUAUGGAACAAUCUCAAGAUUAUCAAAGGAUUGAACAAUUUACCUUCAAAAACAUUAUACCAAAAUCAGAAACGCAUGUACACCAGACCAGCACUGGUUCAACUACAACCAACAGUAGGAGCUCACAAACAAAGUGUUUUUCAAGAAUUUUACCAUUGUCGCAAUUCAUCAACAGAAUCGAAAUAUUCACAGGCAGCUAAUACCCCGAAACAAGAACAGAAUGAGCAGAAAGUAAUUGUUACAGAUAAAUCAACACUUGCUGAAAAGCUUAAGAAAGCCGUGAAAGAAUAUGGAUCGACUGUCAUAGUAUUCCAUGUAGGGAUAUCUCUUUUAUCUUUGGGUACUUGUUACUUAUUAGUAUCUGCGGGUUUAGAUGUGGCAGCCAUCUUUAAGGCUGUAGGCCUAGAAGACUGGACAUCCAAUAAUCAAUUAGCUGCUAGUGCAGGAACAUUUGCAGUGGCUUAUGCUGUUCACAAAGUUUUUGCACCAGCAAGGAUCGCAAUUACCUUGGGAUCUGUACCUUUCAUUGUUAGGUAUCUGAGAAAGAUUGGGUUUUUAAAAAAAUAGGUUAACAUGGGAUUAUUGUGAUAUAUUUUUU
Leptinotarsa decemlineata (Colorado potato beetle) is the source of this 822-nucleotide messenger RNA. RefSeq names its product protein FAM210B, mitochondrial. NCBI's taxonomy places the organism in Eukaryota, Metazoa, Arthropoda, Insecta, Coleoptera, Chrysomelidae. Gene Ontology annotation, cellular component: mitochondrion. The record is from RefSeq and is a predicted model, not a curated record.